Molecule: messenger RNA, 885 nt
Organism: Porites evermanni
Lineage: Eukaryota; Metazoa; Cnidaria; Anthozoa; Scleractinia; Poritidae
Source: the annotation of a GenBank genome assembly
AUGGAUGACAAGUAUGUUGAAGAUAUUUUGAGUAUCUUGAAGAAUUCGUUUCAGAAGAUCCUGAAAAAGGACACUAGCCAGCUUCCUCAUGAGGAAAUGAAUAGGUAAAACUAUUAUCUUAAGACCUCUCUUAAGUUUUCAUGUACUAUCAUAUGUGAACAGUAAAGACAGUGUUUUGUUUUACUCAUUCAUUUCAUUCACUUUUAGAAAGAACGGCAAUUUAUUUUUUAAAUAAUGCAUUUAAUAAUAUUAUUACAAUUAAGCAAUAGAAAUGCAUAGCCUGAUAUAAACACGGGAGGGGUUGACUGUCGAGAAUUCUAUAUCUAAUCAUCAGCCAUUAGUACUGGUUCCAAGGCCUUAGCAAUAGCCCCAUUAUACAUCAAUACACUGUUAUGUCAGCGUACGUCCGUCCGUACGGACUUUCCGGGUAGUGGAAAGUAGAGCGCAUGGACUCUUGGGGUAGGGGAAAGUAGAGAUUUUUUGGUGGGAAAUCGCAUGGCGCAACGUCGCGCAAUUAUAUCGCGCAACUGGUUUUGAAAAAAUUAAAUUUCAAAGCAACUUAGCAAAAAGAUUUUUCGACAGAGCCUUUAUAACUUUUUAUUACAACUUACGAAAGCUAUUAUUUCAACAAACAACAGCAGAGAGAUUUUAGCGUGUAGGCGACAGGUUUUAAGCAGAGAGCAAAGAGAAGGUGAACGGCAGAAAGCAAGAGUCAACACGUGUAGAGCAAGCGAAGACGAUCACCAAAGAGAGCGCGUUAGAAGUAGAAGAAGAAGACAAAAUUUUAGCGAAGAAAGUCGGCAAGUAGAAAGAGUCAGGGCGAGAAGAAGGAGAGAAAAUUAUAGUGAAAACGCCGGCAAGCAGAACGAGACAGAGCUAGAAUGA